Molecule: messenger RNA, 3201 nt
Organism: Fundulus heteroclitus (mummichog)
Lineage: Eukaryota; Metazoa; Chordata; Actinopteri; Cyprinodontiformes; Fundulidae
Gene: fsta
Product: follistatin a
Exons: 5
Coding region: 130-1104 (324 amino acids)
Biological process (GO): cell differentiation; multicellular organism development; regulation of BMP signaling pathway
Molecular function (GO): protein binding; activin binding
Source: RefSeq, a predicted model, not a curated record
AGACCCCUUAUAGAUUUAAAAAGAGAGGCUGCAUUCUCAGACUGACACUUAUUCAACACUGCCACCUUAAGCAGAUUACUUUUGCGCUCGCCUGUGUCAAAUACGUGCUUCACUUUGCCUACAUCCAUCAUGUUUGGGAUGCUCCGGCACCACCUUCACCCGGGUGUUCUUUUCUUCUUCUUCUUAUGGCUGUGCCAUCUCAUGGAAGAUCAAAAAGUUCAAGCUGGAAACUGCUGGCUGCAGCAAGGGAAGAACGGGAGGUGCCAGGUGCUCUACAUGCCCGGGAUGACCCGAGAGGAGUGUUGCCGGAGCGGGAGACUGGGGACGUCCUGGACCGAGGAGGACGUCCCCAACAGCACGCUCUUUAGGUGGAUGAUCUUCAAUGGCGGAGCUCCUAAUUGCAUACCGUGCAAAGGUGGAGAAAGCUGCGAAAAUGUUGACUGCGGACCAGGAAAGAGGUGCAAGAUGAACAGGAAAGGUAAGCCGCGGUGCGUCUGCGCUCCAGACUGCUCCAACAUCACCUGGAAAGGACCGGUGUGCGGCACAGACGGCAAGACCUACAAAGACGAAUGCGCGCUCCUGAAGGCUAAAUGCAAAGGCCACCCCGACCUGGACGUGCAGUACCAAGGAAAAUGCAAGAAAACCUGCCUUGGCGUCCUGUGCCCGGGAACCACCACCUGUGUCGUGGACCAGACAAACAACGCUUACUGCGUAACGUGUAACCGGAUUUGCCCCGACGUGGCGUCGUCUCAGCACUACCUGUGUGGGAACGACGGGAUCACCUACGCCAGCGCCUGUCACCUGAGAAAGGCCACCUGUCUCCUGGGCAGGUCGAUCGGAGUGGCGUAUGACGGAAAAUGCAUCAAGGCCAAGUCGUGUGAGGACAUCCAGUGCAGUGCCGGGAAGAAGUGUCUGUGGGACGCUCGGAUGAGCCGGGGUCGCUGCUCACUCUGCAACGACUCGUGUCCGGAGAGCAGGACGGACGAGGUGGUGUGUGCCAGCGACAACACCACGUAUCCCAGCGAAUGUGCCAUGAAGCAGGCCGCUUGUUCUAUGGGGGUGUUGCUGGAAGUCAAGCACACAGGAUCUUGCAACUGUAAGUAAGAAAAGAAAGUGAAAUAUGAAACAAAAGAAAUAAAACUCCUCUCUCCACCCCAUCCAAACAAGAGACAGUAUUCCUGGUUGCUUUUCCAAAAUAAAAAAAAAAUACCCUUUCCUGAAAGUGUCCCUUCAUCCCAACUCUUCCUGCAUUUCCCUCACCAGCGACAUCACUCCAGCUUUAGGAAGCAGAAAAGGACUUGGAAAUGGAAGAACUCACAUGACUUUUGUCUGUGUCGCUGCAGCUUCUGUUCUUGAUUUCUCUAUUGCUUGAUGUGUUCAAGAUGGCGGCGCAGAAACCUGCAGCAGCUAGAUGCGCCCGGCUUUUUAUGAUUUCUUUUUCUCUCACGUUUUUUUUUCUUUCUCCAUAAAACAAGCUAACAGAAAAGUGCGUUAAAGAUUUAAUCAUAUGUCAGUCGUUGCUGAAAGCCUGGGAGGAAAGCUAAUCUUAUUAAAUAAGCUCAAAUACAAGAAGCACCCUACUUUGCUGGCUGUGGUGCAACCCCAGAGCUGACCCAAGGCAUAAGGGAACUAAGUUGCUGCUUAGGACCCACAGGCCAGCAGGAGAUCCCCAAGAGAGUUUGAAUUUACUUCAAAAGUUGGAACUUUGGACCUGGCAAUGACAAAAGACCCAACUUAACUAUGUUAUGGUUGCAAGUCAGAACAACCAGAGGAAUUUGCCUGUGUUCAGUUACCAGGCUAAUAACUAUUAGCAAUAUGGAAGGAAGGGCUUACAUUUCCCCAGAGUUUGCGAUUUCAAAAUGCUGCAACUCUCUUCAUUUUUAACCUAAAUACGCAAUCCCGAUUUCAUUUCAAAGGCCUUUACAAACUCUUUCAAAUGCAUGCCUUCGUUUUGACUUACAGUAUAUUGUAUAAAUAUACCUCAUAUUUGAGGUGAUAUGGCAGCUGGUGGGUGGUGGUCUGAGCUGUGAGUGGUCUCCCAAAUCAUAUUCUGCUUAGGAGCUCUAAAAUCUUGGACCGGCUCUGGAAAAUCCUGAAACCUAGAGCUAGUUAGAGUCAUAGUAAUGCUAGCUGCCUCCUGGAGCAGGAAGCCUUAAGUCUCAUGCAGUAACUCAUGACAGAGAUCACGUUAUCACAGUUUGUAAAUUCCACGCUCACAUUGCUUGAUUCCUAGAAACUUUUGUCUUUUUCAUAUUUUUCUUUCUGUUGCUUUUGGCUGUAAUUAAUCAUACACUAUAUAAAUAUUAGCUCAGAACAAGCCUAAGGUGAUUGUAACAUUGGCGCCAUGUUGGUGUUGCAGAACAAAGAACCUCACUGAAGACCAUCUGGACGCUCAGAAAUCUGAAAUAUCUAACGUACAUUCCAGUUUUUGAAUUUUUGGGAAUGUCUUUUUCUCCUUAGUUUCUUUCACCUGAGAAAAAAAAAAAAACAUCUUGAGUUGUCUUUAAAGUAUGCAACGGACUGGUGACCAGCGUUACGAUCACCCCAUGAGCUAAUUAGAAAUGUGAUUUGUUACUGUGAGCAGGAUAAGCUCUGUUUUAUUUUUUAGCUGGCUUUUACUGUCUGCACUGUUGUAACUGAAGAAAAUGUACUAGGUAUUUCAAAUCCACUUUAAAAUAAUGAGGGACCCUUCUUUAUUUGUAUUGUCGUUCUUGCGCUUGCUUGCGUGAUUUAAAAAAAAUAUGUAAAUCUGUGUAAAAAAAAAAAACAAGAAAAGAAAAGAAAAGAAAAAAAAGAAAGAAAAUACCUCAGAACUAUGUUGAUUACGUCUAAUCAGCCCUGGACGUUUGCGCCAUGAUCUGGCAUCAUCACCAGAAAAAAAAAAAAGCAGAUAAAAUUUGAGAGCGGAAGAGCACAUUUUUUUGUGUUAUGUGUGUUUGCUUUUCAGGAUUCUGCAAAAAAAAAACAGAACCCAGCUACUGGAACCAUCAGCCCCAGUGUCCUUAUGUCUGUAACACCCGCCUUGUGACCACCCCACUUCCAACCUCCCAUCCAAACCUUCACUUUUUCCCCUCAUCCCAGCUUUUUUUCCCCUAUAUACUGUGGCGCUGACGUGCUUGAUUAUAUAAAUGGACAUUGUAUAUUUGGUGAUUCUUGCAGCCAAGUCACACAGACACUUUCUCACAAAAGUGAUCAUUUAAA